AUGGCUGCAAAUAAUCUUUCCACGUAUUUUUCCCUUUGGAUUAUCAUUGCAUUCUUUGGCUCAUGUUUGGUUACAUUUUCUGCUUUUCAACCAAGUGGUUUUUCACCUGCUGUUGCAACUUAUUAUACAAAUCCUACUAGUCCUGGAAGUGGUGGUGCAUGUGGACUAGAAAAUGACGUAGUAAGUUCUCCCUACAAUGCAAUGAUUACUGCGGGAAAUCAAGCUCUUUUUAAACAAAGCUCUGGAUGUGGUGCAAGCUACCAGGUGAUGUGUACCCAAUUUCACAAUCCACAUUGUUCAGGAAGUCCAAUAACAGUAACCCUUACAGACGAGUAUCCUGGGGCAUGCAAUAAUAAUCCAGUUCACCUUGAUUUAAGUGGAAUUGCCUUUGGAAAAUUGGCAAAGCAUGGUGCAGCACCACAAUUGCAUUUUGCAGGAAGAACUCCAAUUUUUUUUAUAAAAGGUGAUAAUCAGGUAGCAUGCAAUGACAACUCAAACAUAUUGUUCAAGGUGGACAAAGGUUCAAACCCUAAUUUCUUUGCAGUUGUAUCUAAAGCAGUAAAUGGGGAUGGUGAUCUUUCAAUGGUUGAAAUAAAAACAGGAGGAAGGAGCACUCCAUGGACUCCUAUGAAGAGAAUGAUUGGGGCAACUUGGAGUGUUGGCAUACAACCAAACAUACAGAGACCUCCAUUUUCCCUAAGGCUUACUUCAAGUACAAGGAAGAGUGUUAUUGCCCAGAAUGUCAUUCCACCAGGCUGGCAUCCAAGAUCAGUUUACAGAUCAAAUGUUAAUUUUCCUAGCCUUUUAUAG
This is a messenger RNA of Capsicum annuum, 810 nucleotides long. Its product is annotated as expansin-B15-like. The record is from RefSeq and is a predicted model, not a curated record. The transcript is spliced from 4 exons. Bases 1 to 810 code for a protein of 269 amino acids. Lineage: Eukaryota; Viridiplantae; Streptophyta; Magnoliopsida; Solanales; Solanaceae. Gene Ontology annotation, biological process: sexual reproduction. Gene Ontology annotation, cellular component: extracellular region.